Molecule: messenger RNA, 987 nt
Organism: Dermacentor silvarum
Lineage: Eukaryota; Metazoa; Arthropoda; Arachnida; Ixodida; Ixodidae
Exons: 4
Coding region: 113-730 (205 amino acids)
Source: RefSeq, a predicted model, not a curated record
AGGAUUUCGUCCGACAAGCGUUGCCGAUUUUGACGGCACGAAAGACUAUGAAGUAUGGUGGCACGGCGACGACAGUGUCUCCGGUGGCUAUUAUGAAGCUAAGGUGCUCCACAUGACAGAAACGUUGGAGGAAAUGGAAAUGUUCCAAAGUAAGAGGCCCAGAAAAACAAUGAACCUCAAUGAAACGAAAGGGAAGAAGAGGACGAAAGGGAAGGCUGCACCUUCAACAAAGCAGCUUCGCCUCGAUACGCAAGGUGCGAUUGAGGCAGCCCUGGCUGCCCAUAUUGAGCAGGAGAGCCCGUCCAGCUGUAUGUGUUGCAGCGAUGGCUGCGAUAUACGGGCUGAGCUCGAAAAAGCAGAAGCAGAAAAUGCUGACCUCAAAAAGGAGCUGCAUGAACAGAACGAAAGCUUCCUCAAGAAAAUUGAGAAGUUGAAGGCCAAAUUAACUGAAGCUCGGCAGCUUAAUUCGGUGCUUCAAAAUGCAGUUGCGUCCAAGAUUUUUGAGAGUGAGACCAAGAUGAUUUACGCAAGGUCACUGGAUGUGGUGGUGGGGGCAGAAGUUCCUGUACCCUCACGGAUAUCAGGGCAGGAAGCAAAAGGCAAGCUACAUAUAUGGUUCAUUUUCCAAGUUCAGUGUUUGUCUUCAUCUUACUACUAUUGCAGCAAAUUUUUUUUUACUUCAUUAGCAAAAGCCAGGCACCUGCAUUUAAUGUCUACAGUUAAAUUUUGACCAUUAGAUAUAUUGGCAAAAAGGAUGCAUGUUGUUAGAUUCUGGGAUGAAAACAUUGCAGACAUUUUAAAUAAACUUUAUAUUGUGCAUUGCAGCUGUUUACGCAUGGGAUAUAGCCUCCUGAAAUACAUGUCAAACCAGUCAUCCUAGAGUAUGUAUAUGCGGUUAGCUGCUGCCAGUUCACUUUACAGGGCUCGUGGUAGCUUGUUGCAGGGCAAGUGUAGUCACAAGCCAGUUAUGUUCUUUCUGCAUUUUAU